GUCAGUUCUGAUUAGCAACGUAAGUUGACUAAAGUAAGAACUGUCACAACUUGUCUCCUUAAGUUGUUUUUUUCUUAAAGAACCUUGCUGGAGUGGUCCAAUUGGGCUUUCUAUCAAUUUAAACAUGAAAAACGUUGCAUUUUACAUGUGCUUUCUGCUCAUUUUCAAUGAGUUUGCAACUGGACAUCUUCACCGGUUUCACAAUUCAAAGACAAAGAAUCUCAUCACAGGAAAAACUGCAAAGCGCUUCAGUUGGAGCGGUGCAGCAAAGACUUUACUGUCGUACGCCUUCAAGGGAUUUCAAGUCGRUUCCAAAUACUUCCACGAUAUCACAAGCAUUAUAUCUAUUAUAUCCACCGUUUACACMAUCAUCGAGCCUUGUGAGAAUACUGAUUAUGGCAGAAGGGCAAAGGAGUACACGGACACAGCAAAAAGUGUUUCUGAAGAGAUUAAUUCUGGAAGCUCAAGAGUCAACGUUUUGCAGCUUGAAACCAAAAAUAUUCAAGCCAUGGUCGAAUAUCUCAAUUAUAACUUUAAUGGAACUCUGGAGGAAAUGCACGAGGCUGGCCAACUUUCAGAAGAAUUCUUGGAGAUUGUUGACACAGAUAUUGCUCAAGCUCUUAACAUCACUACAAUUGAAAUAGAGAACAUGUUGUUGAAAGCUCAAGAAACUGGCACAUCGAUUGAUUACGCUACAGUAGCCAAGACGUACUGGACACGAAUUGACAAGACUGUAAAACUAGCCAUACCAACCUUCACAGUAUUGAUGCCACGUAUCCCAAAGAUGCUUAAACUCGCAAAGGAACGCAUGAGAAAUUUUAAUGCGUUCAAGUUGACUGAAAAGUUUAAAAACAUUAAACUGCCCUCAAUCAAGACGAAGUUAUUCCGGGGAUUGAACAGCUGGUUUUCGAAAACGCAAGAAUUCAUCAAGACAAAGAAGAGUGCUCUCAGAACAUUCAUGACCGGCAAGUAUGAGAAAGCACUGAAAGUCGUGAAGGGUAUUGGAAAAGCGUUUACUGGCAUAUCCCAUCUUAUGUUUGCAGCGUUUGAUAUCUACACUGCAAUUCAAAACUUUGGUCGAGAGGAUUGCAAAAAGAUUCUCGAUGAAGCUAAACGAGGAUACGACGAAGUGAUGAAAGCCAACGCAACGUACACCGACAUUCUCAAUAACGUCACAAACGCCAAAAAUGAAAUGCUGAAGAUUGAAGAUGAGCUACUCAAGCAAAUGUCAAGUGAUUUUUUCCUCGAAGAUUUAGAAAACAUGAAAGAGAAUAUGAAAGAGAUUCAAGGAGAUGGAAAUGGAAUGCAAGAAAUGAUUGAUGCCACAGAAAUGUACCUCUCAAGAAUGCCAAACAACACUGACAUUGAUGAAAUUGUUACUCUUGCUGGUAAUCUAUACGAAAAUGCCAUUGGCUCUUUGCCUUUCGUUUAUAGAUGUCUAAAAGAUAGAGCUGGGAUGGUCAGACACAUCGUGAAUGAAUGCAAGGAAGGGCAUAGAACACUUCAAAGCAUAAUAGAAUUAACAAAGAUGUUUUACAACUACAAAAUUGAACUUUGUACACAGAGAAUUGCAAUCCCUUACUUUAGCGAUGAAGCUCUCAAGAAAAUGGCCGAAAACGUGGCAGAAGACCAAGGCUUCAACAAGGAAUGUAGAUUGAAUAAAAACGAAACUAUCAACGAAAUUUGUGAGUAUCAUUGCGACGGGAAGAAACCAGAGAGGAUAUCGCGAUUGAUGGAUGUCAGCACACAAGGAGUAAAUAAUGUUAUCACCACAUGCAGAGAAUGCGAGAUGUCCAGUCAGUUUGAAGCUUUAAUUUGCUUUAUGAGAGAAGACAACGCAACAACGGCUCAAAUUAGAGAAGUAGUACCACAGUUUACCGUCGAACAAAUUGAAUCAGUGGUUUGCCGCGAGAACUAGUCCAGAUAUACAUCAAAAGGAGUGACAUUUUUGAAGUGGAUAAAAAUUUUAGUCAGGGUUAUAUGUAGACAGUGCAUGCGUCAACAAAUCUUUGUACUUAAAACAACAUCCACGUUGGAAAAUAUUGUGUGAAAUUUUCUAUUUCGUUCAGUCAAGGAAUAAAAUGUUUCUUCUAUG
Messenger RNA from Exaiptasia diaphana, 2095 nucleotides. RefSeq lists its product as uncharacterized. Bases 125 to 1918 code for a protein of 597 amino acids. Lineage: Eukaryota; Metazoa; Cnidaria; Anthozoa; Actiniaria; Aiptasiidae. The transcript has 11 exons. The record is from RefSeq and is a predicted model, not a curated record.